Molecule: messenger RNA, 2672 nt
Organism: Pyrenophora tritici-repentis Pt-1C-BFP
Lineage: Eukaryota; Fungi; Ascomycota; Dothideomycetes; Pleosporales; Pleosporaceae
Product: FAA1, Long-chain acyl-CoA synthetase (AMP-forming)
Biological process (GO): long-chain fatty-acyl-CoA metabolic process; long-chain fatty acid metabolic process
Cellular component (GO): endoplasmic reticulum; plasma membrane; lipid droplet
Molecular function (GO): long-chain fatty acid-CoA ligase activity
Source: RefSeq, a predicted model, not a curated record
AUGGUGCAAGACCUCAAGAAGCUGAUGCCCCAGGCGAAGACCUACAGGUCGGGGCCAUACACAUGCGAAGUCCCCAACGCAGAAAAGGUCGAGGGUGAGACGAUACCGCGCCGCAAUCUCGCGGCCAAAGAUGGACUUGUCACGAAGCCCCACGAUAACGUUGAGACGCUAUACGAUGUCCUGCGACAUUCGGCCGCCAAGUAUGGCAACGCAAAGGCCGUGGGUGCGCGUCGCAUUGUCAACAUACACGAGGAGACGAAGAAGGUCAAGAAGAUGGUAGAUGGCAAAGAGCAGGAGGUCGACAAGAAGUGGCAGUACUUUGAGCUUAGCCCGUACAAGUACAAGAGCUUCGUCGAGUUUGAGAAGAUGGCUCUUGCUGCAGGCUCGGGUCUCAGAUCACUCGGCUUUGCGCCCUCAGACAGGCUGCAUCUGUUCGCUGCCACGAGCAUGCAAUGGCUGGCAUCCGCUCACGGUGCCAUCUCACAAUCCAUGGCCAUUGUCACGGCGUAUGACACCCUCGGCGAAGAGGGUCUCAAGCACUCGAUGCUUCAGACCAACGCAAAGGUCAUGUUCACAGACCCAGAGCUCCUACCCAGGCUUGUGAACCCCAUGAAGGAGGCCAAGGAUGUGCAGGUCGUCGUUUACUGCACCAAGAACGACCCCAAGCAAAAGGACAUUGAUACCCUCACCCAGGCACACCCCCACCUCAAGGUCAUCAGCUUCGAUGAGUUGGUCCAGAUGGGCGAGUCGGAGCCAUCCGAGCCCGUCCCUCCCAAGGCCGACGAUCUGGCCUGCAUCAUGUACACAUCCGGAUCCACUGGCACACCCAAGGGUGUCAUGAUCAAACAUCGCAACGUCGUCUCUGCUAUCGCUGGUGUCGAUGUCAUAGUAGGCAAGUACCUCGGUCCCGGAGACGUCCUCAUCACCUACCUCCCCGCCGCACAUAUCCUCGAAUUCGUCUUCGAAAAUGCCGUACUCUACUGGGGUGGCACCAUGGGCUACGGAACCAUCAGAACUCUCUCUGAUGCAUCUGUGCGAAAUUGCGCCGGUGACAUCCGUGAGCUGAAGCCUACCGUCAUGGUCGGUGUCCCGCAAGUGUGGGAGACGAUCAAGAAGGGCAUCAUCAACAAGGUCGAGGGUGGAGGCGCCCUCAAGAGCAACAUGUUCUGGGGCGCAUAUGCGGCCAAGGGCUUCCUCUUGGGCACAGGUCUUCCAGGCAGCGGUCUUCUCGACGCAAUUGUCUUCAACAAGGUCAAGGAGGCCACUGGUGGCAGGCUCCGUAUCUGCAUGAACGGUGGUGGACCCAUUGCAAAGGAGACGCAGCGCUUCAUCUCCAUUGCCAUUACACCCAUGAUCAGCGGUUACGGUUUGACUGAGACGUGUGCCAUGGGUGCGCUCAUGGACCCCUUGGCCUGGAAUGAACACGCUUUGGGUGAGAUGCCCGGCUCUGUCGAGAUGAAGCUUGUCGACUUUGCCGAUGCCGGCUACUUCUCCACCAACAACCCACCACAGGGUGAGAUCUGGAUCCGCGGUGGAGGUGUUGUGGACGGCUACCUGGACAUGCCCGAGGAGACCAAGGAGAGCUUUACGGAAGACGGCUGGUUCAAGACUGGCGACGUCGGAGAGUUCAACGCCAACGGCGAGAUCCGCAUCAUCGACCGCAAGAAGAACCUCGUCAAGACGCUUGCUGGCGAAUAUAUUGCUCUCGAGAAGCUCGAAUCGAUCUACCGUUCUGCGCCUAUCGUAGCUAACAUCUGCGUUUAUGCCGCGCAGGACCGCCAGAAGCCCAUCGCUAUCAUCGUCCCUACCGAGCCACAACUCAAGAAGAUUGCUGCGGCAGAGGGUGUCAGUGGCGAUCACUUGGAAGAGCUUGUUCACGACAAGAAGAUCAACUCAGCGGUUCUGAAGCAGCUGCAACAGGCGGGUCAGAAGGGUGGACUGGCAUCAUUUGAGAUGAUUGAAGGUGUUGUGUUGGCAGACGAGGAAUGGACGCCACAGAACGGUCUCACCACGGCUGCACAGAAGCUUAACCGCAAGGGCAUCUUGGAGCACUACCAGAAGGAGGUUGACGCGGCCUACGGCAAGUCGUCGUAGAGUCAUGUGACAGAAGAAGAAGAAAGUUAGUCGUGCAGCAGAGAAGUUGUUUUGCUGCUCUGUUGCCUCUCCUCUCCUACGAUUGAUGAAGGAAGUGUAAAAUUUGCAACGUGGGAUUGAGGAAAGUGAUAUGUAAUUAUUUAUAUCCGUAUGUAGUUUGGCGUCGGCGGUUUCAUGAGGUGUUGUGCGUGUAUCUAGAAGCGAAUAACAGUACGAAGCCCUAGUGUUUGUGUGUGGUUUGGUGUUUUAUAAUUGAUUUUUCUCGCUUUGGAAGCUGCGCCGCAACGGCUGGGCGCCACAGAGACCGGACGAUGGGUUGAAAGUCAUGGAAGUCUGAUGCUAUCAUCAUAGUGGGCUUCAUGCGCCGUGUUCCUGCUUGUAGGAAUGAGGCGUCGAUGGGUUGAGCUCAAGACAGGCGUCAUGCAAGCAGGAGCAUGUUUAGAGCUGCACGCGACGGAUGGUGGUGAAAUCUAGCGCUACAUGUUGGGAGCGGGCGUGAGAGCGUGGUACGUGGCUUGCGCGAGACGAGUUGGGAUGGAGCCGUCCUGGAAGUGCAAAAGACACGGGUUGCGGCGACC